Molecule: messenger RNA, 3796 nt
Organism: Suncus etruscus (white-toothed pygmy shrew)
Lineage: Eukaryota; Metazoa; Chordata; Mammalia; Eulipotyphla; Soricidae
Gene: ZKSCAN1
Product: zinc finger with KRAB and SCAN domains 1
Exons: 5
Coding region: 71-1744 (557 amino acids)
Biological process (GO): regulation of transcription by RNA polymerase II
Molecular function (GO): DNA-binding transcription factor activity, RNA polymerase II-specific; RNA polymerase II cis-regulatory region sequence-specific DNA binding
Source: RefSeq, a predicted model, not a curated record
GUACAGAUCGGGCACCACCUGCUGGAACUCACAGACUCAGCUGGCAACGCAUCCGGGCCCUGCAUCCCGAAUGAUGACUGCAGAAUCGCGGGAGGCCGCGGGUCUGUCCCCCCAGGCCACCCAGGAGAAGGAUGGGAUCGUGAUCGUGAAGGUGGAAGAGGAAGACGAGGAGGACCACGGGUGGGGUCAGGACACACCCCCGCCUGACCCGGAAGUCUUCCGGCAACGCUUCCGGCACUUCUGCUACCAGAACACUUUCGGGCCCCGCGAGGCGCUGCGUCGGCUGACGGAGCUUUGCCGCCAGUGGCUGCGGCCCGAGAUCCACACCAAGGAGCAGAUCGUGGAGCUGCUGGUGCUCGAGCAGUUCCUGAGCAUCCUGCCGCGGGAGCUGCAGGCCUGGCUGCAGGAGUACCGACCCGACAGCGGGGAUGAGGCCGUGACCCUUCUAGAGGACUUGGAGCUGGACUUGUCGGGCCAGCAGGUUCCAGGGCAGGUCCACGGGCCCGAGAUGCUGGCCAGGGGCAUGGUAGCGCUGGAGCCAGUGCCUGAGUCCGUGACCUUCGAUCUUCACCAGGAUGCUCUGCAAACUCGAGUCAAGCAUUCAACCCGAAAGCGCCUGAUGCAGUCCCGGGCCCUCCCUAUGCCCCAUACUCCUGCCUCCCACCUGGAGGGAGGUCCCAGACACCAGCCGAUGGCACCCACGCUGUUCUCAGCAGACUCUCAGGCAAUGGUGAAGAUUGAGGACAUGGCUGUGUCUCUCAUCCUGGAAGAAUGGGGCUGCCAGAGCCUGGCCCGAAGCGGCCUCAGUGGGGGCCACCAACAAGCGAGUCUUGGGAACGCCUUCUCCCCAGACUGUGAGAGCAGCCUCGAGGUCCAGGAGUCCAUCUCCAAAGCUGAAGUUGCCCAAGAUACUGCCACAUCACGGGGGGAGCCCACCGGAAGAUUCCAGAAGGAAUUGGAAGAUAAACGCGAUGCACUGGGCCGCGGAGAAAGGCAACCAAGGAACCCAACGGACCCAACUGGAAAAGACAAGAAUGACUCAGGGCCAACCAUGUUCCGGGAGAAAAAGCCGAGCACCAGUGAGCAGGGCCCACGAGAGAAGGGCAAAGGCCUGGGCCGGAGCUUCAGCCUGGGCUCCAACUUUGGGGGUCCCGGGGGUGCACCCGCAGGCACCAAGACCCACCGUUGUGAAGAGUGUGGCAAGUGCUUCACCAGGAGCUCCAGCCUCAUCCGCCACAAAAUCAUCCACACGGGCGAGAAGCCGUAUGAGUGUGGUGAGUGCGGAAAGGCCUUCAGCCUCAACUCUAACCUGGUCCUCCACCAGCGCAUCCACACGGGCGAGAAGCCCCACGAGUGCGGCGAGUGCGGCAAGGCCUUCAGCCACAGCUCCAACCUCAUCCUGCACCAGCGCAUCCACUCGGGCGAGAAACCGUAUGAGUGCCGUGAGUGUGGCAAGGCCUUCAGCCAGAGCUCGGACCUCACCAAGCACCAGCGCAUCCACACGGGCGAGAAGCCCUACGAGUGCAGCGAGUGCGGCAAGGCCUUCAACCGGAACUCCUACCUCAUACUGCACCGGCGCAUCCACACCCGCGAGAAGCCCUACAAGUGCACCAAGUGCGGCAAAGCCUUCACCCGCAGCUCCACGCUCACACUGCACCACCGCAUCCACACCCGGGAGCGUGCUGCCGAGUAUGGCCCUGCUACGCUCGAUACCUUCGGCGCCUUCCUGAAAGGCUGCGUAUAGAGCCUGGGCUGGCCACGCAUGCGUGUGUGUAUUUGUGGGUAGGUGGGGGAACAAACAGUUGCCCCGUCCACCCCCCUCACUUUGGUUUAGAAAUUGUUUUCAGAGCUAUGUGGCCUCUCCCUCCCUGAUCAUCCCUGAAAGAGAGGGCGAAAAACAAGUAACACAACAAUAAAUGAAACGGCCUCAACCGAUAAAGCAAGAAAAGUCGGGGCUAAGGAGCCUGGCUGUACCAUUUCCUGCUGCCUCUGCAGAGUUGGGGGUGCAUGGGGUCUCUUCAGGGAGAAGGCAUUCCCGGGUCUCCUGGCCCAAUGCUUCUGCCUGCCAUUCAACUGUAUACAUACACACAUGCACACAUGGGAAAACGCCCCACUUUUCAGUCAUGAGGAUUUCAGAGGGGCCCCACCAGGCCUUGAACAGUGACAGGAGGAUGGAGAUUGGGGCUGGGGGGGCCACUGGGCUUGAGAAGCUGCAAUUCAACCCUCCCUGGCCAACAUCUCGCCAGACCAUCAUUCCCAGACACAGAGGGACUGAGAAAAGCCACAUCAUUACUUGCUGCUCCAACUAGCCUAGACGUCAUGGCCUGUUGGCUCUCAGCCUCAGGUAUACUGACCGGUAUCCAACCAAAGAUUUCCAACUCUCCCUGGACCAGAAGUGUGCAGGCCCGAGUCUGCAUUUCCAAAGGUCUGCAACACUGGCAGAUUUCUGCCUUUAUCUUGAGAUUGCGGCCUUUCCUGUCUCCAACUUCUCCAAAGCAUCCUCCACACCCCAUCGUGCAACUCCUCACAUGUUAGUAUGUGACUAGUCUCUUUGAAACCCUGAUUAUCCUUGUGCAAAUUUUCAUCACACACAAAGAUGCUUUGAUCACUUAUUUUGUCUCAACAUGCUAGGUACUUGUGCCUAACUUCUCGCCAGCAGAUCUAUCCCCUCAAUGAGGAAGCUCUGUACCCCAAGAAUCUGGAAUUUCAUUGUCACCCCCUUCCAAAGAACACAUCAGAGUCUGAGGCAAGUUUUCUCUUAAGACAUGAAGAUCAAGACUUGACUUUAGCAACCAGCAGAGAUGUUCUAAAUAGAUGGGCAAGGAGAAGGGAGCUUGAGUUUCAGAAAUUCCUCUAUUGUUCACAUCUUUAAGAAACAGGAAUACAGGCUAAGGCUUUGACAUCGAUGACUGAGAUAUCUGAAUUCUCGUCUGCCUCGGCACUGGCAGGAUCCUUGGUGACUUUUGACAAGGUCUCCCCUAAAUGGGUUAUACUGGGGUGGGGAGAAGAAGCUUUUCCAGGAAGAGACAAGAAGCCUUUGUCGCAGCAUGUGCAGGAACUUGGCAAGAGCAUUUGCCAUUACCACAGACAGCUGCUUUGUGAGGUUCCACCACGUGUCUAGAUGUGGCUGGUCUCCUGCCUGCAUGUCCUGGGCAAGAGAUAGGUUACUCCUGUUACCAGUGCAGGAGGCUCAGUUAUGUGGAGGUAACACUGGUGACCUUGCAGCCGCAUAAACAAGAGAUCCAUUUGUCUCACCCAGGCCAGCAGGAGCAGGCAACCUGCAGGAUCUCAGGACAGAGUUGGCAUCGGGAAACAACCAUGGCCUGUUCAUUCGUUCAUUGGCUGUCACUAAUUGACAGCUCCCAAGAACCAGUAUGGCUAUAUGAGGAGCCAGUGAAGGUGGGGCAGCCACAGCAACCCCCAGCUUCCCUCCAGCUUCUAUGAAGCUUACAGGAUUGCCUGGAAGAGCUCCCAGGAGGCGGACUCAUGCCCAUUUUUCUUUCUGUCCAGCUUCAGAAUAGGAGAAACCCUCUGGCAGAGGUUCCACAGUAACCACAGCAAGAUAGAGAACAAGAGGUGCUUUAGGGGGUCCCAUUGCCCUGAAGUAAGACAGACAAUAGCUUAUGCUUUGGAGCAAAGGCCUUUGCUGCUCAGGAAGCAGCCAAACCCAUCCUAACACUGGGCUUGGCUCUGCAAGAGCAAAUGAACUUUCAGGCUCUUCCACCCCUGGUCUGGGCUCCAACCUGAAGCGGACAGUUUCGUCAUCCAGAAAGCCAAUAAAGCUGCUGUCCCUUUC